Molecule: messenger RNA, 1575 nt
Organism: Acaulospora colombiana
Lineage: Eukaryota; Fungi; Glomeromycota; Glomeromycetes; Diversisporales; Acaulosporaceae
Source: the annotation of a GenBank genome assembly
AUGGUCGACGCCCGCCCAGCUACAAAGGUCCACCCCGUCUCUCAAAACGAGUGCAAGGGUUGUAAUGCACCAAUAAAGAAAUACUCGAGUUGGUGUAAGAAUUGUGUGUCCAGUCAUUUUUCCAAAAACUUCAAGAACUGGACGAGCGGUAAUAAAAACUUGGACGAAUUCAUUCACGAAAUUCAGUUGAACGAGCAACGGUUUAACCUGGCCAUCGAGUGGAUUCCCUUUGACAGAUUUACCGACAUCACCUUUAUCAAACAAGGAGGAUUUGGCACCGUCUAUAAAGCAAGUUGGCUCGAUGGGUACAUUAACGAGUGGAAUUUGGAGAAGAAUGAGUGGAAAAGGGCAGGAAAGAAGACGGUCUGUCUGAAGCAAAUUCACAACUCGAAGAAUAAUAUCACAAAAGAAUUUCUGGAGGCGAUUCAACACCAGGUCAAAGCAAGAAGCACCCGCGUCAUCUCGGUCUACGGUUUCACCCAAGAUGCGAGCACCAAGGACUAUAUGAUUGUCAUGCAAUAUUCAUCCGAGGGUAGUCUUCGAGAGUCCCUAAACAAGAAUUUCAACAGUCUAUCCUGGCACGACAAAUUGAGCUUACUUAAGGACAGUGCUAAUGGUCUUAAGGAUAUCCACAAAUUGGGUUUGCAUCGAGAUUUACACUCGGGAAAUAUCAUCAUGAUUGACAAAUCGACUCCGAACUUUUCCGACUUUGGAAUGUGCAAACCGAUUGCGAUGGAAAUUUGCAAAGGUCUUCGCCCGGAAUACAAGAUCGAGGAACUACCACCUUUGAUUUUGGAAUACAUAAAACGAUGCUGGGAUCAGCGAACUAGUAAUCGACCCACCGCACAAGAUAUAUUUUAUAACAUCUCACAAUGGCUCGAGAGUUACAAAGACGAGGAGUCAACUCUGUACAAACAGAUAAAGAAAAUCGAGGAGUCAAAGAAUGAGUCCUCGUCCGAUAUUGAGAAAAAGUCGGGUCCCCUUAAAUACCAGAUAAAUCCAUUGGCAAUCUAUAACAGCCGACUUUUGGAAUUUCCGGGUCUCAAGAAUUCAGCUACAAUUCUCGAUCCUAUUUUCGAAUUGAUGUCGAUUGAGCCCAGAGCAAAACGGUUAAAGAAAGAAGAAUCCAUUCCGCCACCACCACCUGAUAAUGUUCAACCACAAGAGAACGAAUCCCCUGCCCGUAUGAUCUAUCACAGUAAGUCAUUAUUUAAAUGCAACAUUGAUUUCGAUUUUUCACGACGUUCAAUGAUGCAAACAUUCUCUCGCACACCCCCUUAUAAUCAAAGCACGGUAUACAAAGACGAACUCGAGAAUCACCUGGAGUACAAAUGCAACUCUCGUCCGAAACCGAAUCCCCCAUACUUUUCUCUAAACAUCAAUUGUACAUUGCCUGCACCCGAACGAGACGGAAGGUUUGCACUUUCUGAAUUAGACAAAGAAGCAUUGGAGAGGUUGAUCCACGAUGUGGAUAUUUGGUUUGAUAGAAUUGUGCUGGACAUCAAGACUUUGGUGUUAGAUCACGAGGCCUUGAGGGAGAAAAUGUAUAGCCAUUUUCAUAUUAAGUUGGAUUAG